Molecule: messenger RNA, 4895 nt
Organism: Pieris rapae (cabbage white)
Lineage: Eukaryota; Metazoa; Arthropoda; Insecta; Lepidoptera; Pieridae
Gene: sxc
Product: UDP-N-acetylglucosamine--peptide N-acetylglucosaminyltransferase 110 kDa subunit
Exons: 10
Coding region: 164-3337 (1057 amino acids)
Biological process (GO): protein O-linked glycosylation
Molecular function (GO): protein N-acetylglucosaminyltransferase activity; protein binding
Source: RefSeq, a predicted model, not a curated record
AGAUUUCGUUUAGUUUCAUUGCUGUCAAUAAUGAAAUACCAUUGUUGCGGUUUUACAAGGAUUAUAACUUCCGUCGAAAUUAAAUUGUGAUAAUUAUAUUACAAAUGUUUAUGAUAAAGUGAAGUUCAAAACUCUUAAAACAAUUUAGUGGGUAAUUAAAAUAAUGAUAACUAAAAUGCAGCCACAAACAAAUGUUGCUGUGCCGCAAGCUGUCACGACGCAGUCCCAACAGAUUGUCGGUGUUCCCGCAAAUGCCGUAAUCUUAAAAAUGUCGGAUAUUCAGCAAAUUUCGACAGUCGGGUUAUUGGAGCUUGCACAUAGAGAAUACCAGGCUGGUGACUAUGACAGUGCAGAAUUGCAUUGUAUGCAGAUGUGGAGGCAGGAUUCCACCAACACGGGGGUUUUGUUACUUCUGUCAUCCAUACACUUUCAAUGCAGAAGAUUGGACAAGUCUGCUCAUUUUUCCACACUUGCAAUCAAACAAAACCCAUUACUAGCAGAAGCAUACAGCAAUCUGGGAAAUGUGUACAAAGAAAGGGGCCAGUUGCAAGAAGCAUUGGAGAACUAUCGCCAUGCUGUUAGACUAAAGCCAGACUUUAUAGAUGGGUACAUCAACCUGGCAGCUGCUUUGGUGGCAGCUGGUGAUAUGGAGCAAGCUGUGCAAGCAUAUGUAACUGCUCUACAGUAUAAUGCUGAUCUUUACUGCGUUAGAAGCGAUUUGGGCAAUUUGCUCAAGGCUCUCGGACGUCUCGACGAGGCAAAGGCAUGCUACUUGAAAGCCAUUGAAACAAGGCCAGACUUUGCAGUAGCAUGGAGUAACUUAGGUUGCGUUUUUAACGCACAAAGUGAAAUCUGGUUGGCAAUUCAUCAUUUUGAAAAGGCAGUGGCGUUGGACCCCAACUUUUUAGACGCAUACAUAAAUCUUGGAAAUGUACUCAAAGAAGCAAGAAUUUUUGACAGGGCUGUAGCUGCAUACUUACGAGCACUUAACCUAUCUCCCAACAAUGCCGUUGUUCACGGAAAUUUAGCAUGCGUCUAUUACGAGCAAGGACUUAUCGAUUUAGCUGUCGACACAUACAGAAGAGCGAUUGAACUUCAACCUAAUUUCCCUGACGCAUAUUGUAACUUAGCGAAUGCGCUUAAAGAAAAGGGCCAAGUGGCCGAUGCGGAAGAAUGCUACAACACAGCUCUCAGAUUGUGUCCAUCACACGCUGAUUCGCUCAACAACUUGGCGAACAUCAAGCGAGAACAAGGAUACAUAGAAGAAGCCACGCGCCUAUACUUAAAGGCGUUAGAAGUGUUCCCAGAAUUCGCUGCCGCCCACAGCAAUUUGGCCUCAGUUCUACAACAGCAGGGAAAACUAAACGAGGCACUCAUGCAUUACAAGGAGGCUAUCCGUAUUCAGCCGACAUUCGCUGAUGCGUACAGCAAUAUGGGAAACACCCUGAAGGAGAUGCAGGAUGUCGCUGGAGCGUUGCAAUGCUACACGCGAGCGAUUCAAAUAAAUCCCGCCUUUGCCGACGCACACAGUAACCUUGCCAGCAUUCACAAGGACUCUGGGAACAUUCCCGAGGCCAUCCAGUCUUACCGGACGGCGUUGAAACUGAAACCGGACUUCCCCGACGCCUAUUGCAACUUGGCGCAUUGCCUGCAAAUUGUUUGCGAUUGGACCGACUAUGAGGCUAGAAUGAAGAAAUUAGUCAGCAUUGUCGCUGAACAAUUAGAGAAGAAUAGACUGCCUUCAGUUCAUCCGCAUCACUCUAUGUUGUAUCCUCUGUCGCAUGACUUCAGGAAGGCCAUCGCGGCCCGUCACGCGAACUUAUGCCUAGAAAAAGUUCAAGUUCUACACAAGCCGCAAUUCAAAUUCCCCCGCGAGUUACAAGGCCGUCUGCGUAUCGGAUAUGUGAGCAGCGAUUUUGGCAAUCAUCCAACGUCUCACCUCAUGCAAUCGGUACCGGGGUUGCACGACCGGUCCAAAGUUGAGAUAUUUUGUUACGCUCUCAGUCCGGAUGACGGCACUACCUUCCGGUCCAAGAUCGCACACGAGGCUGAACAUUUUAUAGAUUUAUCACAGCUGCCAUGUAACGGAAAGGCAGCCGAUAAAAUAUACGCAGACGGCAUUCAUAUUCUCGUGAAUAUGAAUGGGUACACAAAGGGAGCUAGGAAUGAAAUAUUUGCAUUGAGGCCGGCGCCGGUACAAGUGAUGUGGUUGGGAUACCCCGGCACCAGUGGGGCUAGUUACAUGGACUACUUGGUGACAGAUGCUGUGACGUCACCUCUGGAAUUGGCCAGUCAAUACAGCGAGAAGUUGGCUUAUAUGCCGCACACAUACUUUGUGGGAGACCAUAAGCAGAUGUUCCCACAUUUGCAGGAGAGAUUAAUUCUAAGUGACAAGGUGAAAUCGCAUAACUUAGGAAUUUUGGCGGAUAACGUUGCUGUGAUAAAUGCGACCGAUUUGUCGCCUCUCGUAGAGCACACCGAUAUUAAAGAGAUUAAAGAAAUAGUGCGGGCAGCGCGCCCCCUGGAGAUAUCUAUGAAAGUAGCAGAGCUGCCCACCACUACGCCGAUUGAAACUAUGAUUGCUUCCGGACAAGUACAGACGUCAGUCAACGGAGUCAUCCUCCAAAACGGUCUGGCGACAACCCAGACGAACAACAAAGCGGCAACUGGCGAAGAAGUACCCCAAUCCAUAGUCAUCACGACCAGACAGCAGUAUGGCUUACCAGACGACGCCGUCGUGUACUGCAAUUUCAACCAGCUGUACAAAAUAGACCCCCUGACAUUACACAUGUGGGUGUAUAUUCUGAAGCAUGUGCCAAACAGUGUGCUUUGGUUGUUAAGAUUUCCAGCCGUCGGUGAACCUAAUUUGCAGUCCACAGCUCAGCAACUGGGGCUGCCCCCUGGUCGGAUUAUAUUCUCGAAUGUAGCGGCUAAAGAAGAGCAUGUACGAAGAGGUCAGUUGGCUGACGUGUGUCUGGACACACCUUUAUGUAACGGACACACAACCAGCAUGGACAUUUUAUGGACAGGAACGCCUGUUGUUACAUUGCCUGGAGAAACUUUGGCUUCUCGAGUGGCAGCGUCGCAAUUAAACACGCUCGGUUGUCCUGAAUUAAUAGCGAGAACGCGCCAGGAGUACCAAGACAUUGCCGUACGACUCGGAACUGACAGGGAAUACCUAAAAGGAAUCCGGGCAAAAGUAUGGACGGCGCGAUCGGAGAGCCCUCUUUUCGACUGCAAAGCAUACGCAACGGGCCUAGAAAUGCUUUACAACAGAAUGUGGGCCAGGUAUACGAGAGGAGAACGGCCUGACCAUGUUCAGGCCAUAGACAAAUAGGCCGAACAACACUGCGACAGUGAAGGGACGUCCAAGAAGAGACGAUGGUGUUAGUGAAUUGAUAAGUGAUAGUGACUGUUAAGAAUGAUACUCUAGUAAAGUGAUAUAUUGGAAUAAGUGGCUUAAAAUAUCAAAUACUUCUAGAGGAAAGUGUUAUGGUAUGUUGUUCCUGCUAUUGUAGUUGGUAUCAUAAAAUACCCAUAUUCCAGUGAGAAUAACGAUGGGUUGGGUUGGAUUGGGAGACUCUGAUGUAGACUCUGUCAGUAAGACAGCUACUGUGAGAGGCUCUCUAAUACAUCUACUGUAAGUAGAUAGGUUGUCCAACAGAUCUAGUUUUCCAACAUUGUUUUACCUAAAACUGCUAAUGGUAGGAAUAAUAUUGACAGUUUCUGUAUGAGGCUAAUGUCUCUAAUAUUUCAAUUCUCUUAAAGUAUUACGUAGAUUAUUUUUUUUGAACUCAUUAACCCAGUUUAAAAAUGUAAGCACAAAGCUGUUAACAAUAAUUGUUGGAAUUGAUUUGACAUUGUAUAUAUUGAUUAGUCAUCUUUUUUGUGACAAUUUUUUUUGCCUAAUAAGGGAACUUUUAAAUUCUAUAUUGAUUAGUAAUUUAUUUCUUUACACCUCCAGUAUUGUAUAUAUUAUACUGCUGGUAAUAACAGUAUGACUUAUAGAUGGUUUAAUAAUUUCAUUGAAUACAAUAAUUGUAGAGUGUCCCAAUUAAAUUGUCUUAGCAAUAAUUAAAAGUGGCCUUCAUUGUGUGUGCCAUUACAAAUUGCAAUAGAUUUUAAUUUCAUUUCUAUGUUAGUUUUUUUUAUAAAGUUGGACUCAUUUAGGGUAAGUAAAUUAUUUUAUUAAGUAUAUUAGAAUUUAUUUUAGUGUUGAGGAACGAUGUCGCAGUGUUUGGAUAAAAAUCUACAUUUAAUAAAACAAAUAUUCGGCUUUCGACUAUAAUCUUAGAUAGAACUAAGACUAAAUUAAAUAUUUGGGCAUACCAGUAACUAGAAUCUCGCACUGAGAUAAUGAUAUUGUUUUAGCUGUGGCAAAAAUUUGGUAUAUGGUGAGUUCAAUACAUUUUCUAUUCUGUAUUGUAAACGAUUCCUUUCAUAACCUAGUGACUACACAGCUUCAUUCAAACAAACUAUGUAAGACUGAAUAUAUGAAAGAUUAAUUUGUAGUGUUCUUUAAUAUGUUAAGAAGUUGUUAAUAGAAGUAAAUUGGCAAUAGUUUUCUAGUUUUCAUGCAAUUCAUUGUUUGAAUUAGUUAAGCAUACAUUGUUACAUGUUUAAGAAAGAUGUUAUAUCGGUGGAGUAAAUGGAAAACAGUUUUGUUUGUGUGCGGCAAAUGUCAACAAUGAAUUGUUCAACUAAAAAUUACUGCAAAAUUAAUGUAGAAUUUGUAAGGCAGUAAAUAUUUCUAAAUUGUUUGUUUUUGUUUGAUUUCUAAAGGUGCACUAAUAUUGCCGCUUGCCAAAAUAACAAAUGUUUAGCAGACAUUCUUUACUUCCUGAUUGUAAAUAUUAAACGAAACAGUGCUAGGUAUAAUAAAGGAGUGAUAAUAA